AUGACAAAGUCUAAUAAAACAUCAACUCCCGAAUAUUUAGAGUGGGAGGCUAAAUUAACUGAUUUGCUAACUAUUAUAUCUGAUAAGCAUCAUCCUUGGCAAUACAUUGAUUCUUCACAGGAUAGUAUUAUUAAGAUUUCUAAAUUUUCAGAAGAAAAAGAUGCUAAAUGUCCAAUAUGCAAAGAUGUAUAUACACAUUUAGGUAUGUGGGGUGAUUGGAGCU
Molecule: messenger RNA, 223 nt
Organism: Racocetra fulgida
Lineage: Eukaryota; Fungi; Glomeromycota; Glomeromycetes; Diversisporales; Gigasporaceae
Source: the annotation of a GenBank genome assembly